Molecule: messenger RNA, 860 nt
Organism: Acanthopagrus latus (yellowfin seabream)
Lineage: Eukaryota; Metazoa; Chordata; Actinopteri; Spariformes; Sparidae
Product: C-C motif chemokine 19-like
Exons: 4
Coding region: 117-452 (111 amino acids)
Biological process (GO): chemokine-mediated signaling pathway; cellular response to interleukin-1; positive regulation of ERK1 and ERK2 cascade
Cellular component (GO): extracellular region
Molecular function (GO): CCR chemokine receptor binding; chemokine activity
Source: RefSeq, a predicted model, not a curated record
ACAGUCACCUCACUUCCUUUGCCACUGCAGGUGCUGAAAGGAAGGGCAGCCUCUUCAUCAGCUGAUCAAGCUUCCAGAGAGACAAAGAGACGACCUCGCCAGCUCAGCAACCAGACAUGGCUCCGUGGGGUGAUGCCAAGCUCUUCUUCUGCAUCCUUUUUAUCGCCUGCUGCUGCACUGUGACUUUGGCUCAGGUACCCAUGGACUGCUGCUUGUCGGUCAGAAACCAAACAAUUUCACAACGCCUUGUUGCAAACUACCAUCGACAGGCCAGCGGACAGGGCUGCACUCUCGCUGCCACCAUCUUGGUGACCAGGAAUGACUUCAAACUCUGCGUGCCUGCUGGUGAACCGUGGGUCCUCAACGUGAUGAAGCACGUGGAUUCUCUGAGGAAACACUGCAAGGAAGCCAAAUACAAGGGCAAGCGCUGCACUGGAGUGAAGCCUGAGUGAACUGCGAGCUGCCAGUGACCCCUUCAGCGACGACAACAGGGUGGACCACUGCGAGCCAGGGGGGAGGAGUGGUGGAUCCUACCAAGAAAGAGAUAUAUACAAAUAUUAUGAGGAUCAUGAUGAUGAUUCCUCUUGUUGUCAUUUUCUAUUCUUUUUUUCUAAAUCAUGGCAAUCAAUGCAAAUAAAAUAUUUUGAAGGAUUUUUAUAUUUCGUUGUAUUUCUGUUUAAGAAGAUAUAGAACUGGGGUGGAAUGAUCAAAGUGUAAAAUGUGAAUUGAUGUAGGAGUAUGUAGCCAGUUAAGCUAACUCUGAACUUCUCAGGCCGCACGUUUUCUUGUUGUUGUUGUUGUUGUUGUAUGGAUUUAUUUGGAAUAUUCCAAAAUAAAAGUUGUGUUUUUUGGCAUCUUGA